AUGGUGGGGCCAUUCACGAUCUUCUCCAUGGUUCCCUUUGUCCUGUUGUGCUCCCUAGGGAUCAUGGCUAAUGGCUUCAUUGUUGUGGUACUGGGAAGGAAGUGGGUUCAAUGCCACUGGCUGUCUCCCUAUGACGUGAUCCUGAUCAGUUUGGGUGCCUCCCGUUUCUGCCUGCUGUGGCUUGGAAUGAUACACAACUUUUACUAUUUUCUUCACCACCUACAAUAUUUCAAGGAACCUGCCUGCCAGUUCUUUGGGAUUUAUUGGGAUUUUCUGAAUUCGGUCAAUUUCUGGUUUGCCACUUGUCUUAGCGUUCUCUUUUGUGUGAAGAUUGCAAACUUCACUCACCCCAUUUUCAUUUGGCUGAAGUGGAGAGUCAAUAGACUGGUACCCUGGUUCCUACUAGUCUCACUUUUAAUCUCUUUCAUUGUCUCCAUGCUGUUUUUUGUGGGUAACAAUGCUUUGUACCAGGCAUUCUUGAAGGGGACAUUCUCUGGGAAUAUAACCUUAUAUGACUUCACUAGGAGUCUAGAAAUCCACUAUUUUUUCCCUUUGAAACUCAUUACAUUGUCUAUCCCCUCUUCUAUCUUUCUAGUCUCGAUAGUUCUUCUGAUUACCUCUUUGCGGAGACACUCCUGCAAAAUGCAACAUGGUGCCCACAGUGCCCAGGAUACUAGUACUGAGGCUCAUACCAAAGCUCUGAAGUCUCUGUUCUCCUUCCUAGUUCUUUAUGCUCUUUCUUUUAUAUCUUUUAUCACGGAUGCUGCCUUUUCUGGCUUUGGGAGUUCCUGGUACUGGCCAUGGCAAAUUGUGAUUUACUUCUCCAUAUCUGUUCAUCCCUUCAUCUUGAUCCUUGGCAACUCCCACCUAAGAGGGGCACUCAUGAAGCUUCUUCUUCUGCCUAAAACCUUCUGGAAUGACAAGAGGAUGUCAUCUCCUAUCUAA
This is a messenger RNA of Vombatus ursinus (common wombat), 945 nucleotides long. RefSeq names its product taste receptor type 2 member 41-like. Gene Ontology annotation, biological process: detection of chemical stimulus involved in sensory perception of bitter taste; G protein-coupled receptor signaling pathway; sensory perception of taste. NCBI's taxonomy places the organism in Eukaryota, Metazoa, Chordata, Mammalia, Diprotodontia, Vombatidae. Bases 1 to 945 code for a protein of 314 amino acids. The record is from RefSeq and is a predicted model, not a curated record. The transcript has a single exon. Gene Ontology annotation, molecular function: G protein-coupled receptor activity. Gene Ontology annotation, cellular component: membrane.